This is a messenger RNA of Colletotrichum truncatum, 1008 nucleotides long. The record is from RefSeq and is a predicted model, not a curated record. Lineage: Eukaryota; Fungi; Ascomycota; Sordariomycetes; Glomerellales; Glomerellaceae.
AUGGCGCACCUCGACCACCAGUUUCAGAUCACUGCAGAAGACAAUUUCUCGGAAGAUGACGGCGCAGAGGUCCAAAGCAUCGCCUCAUCAAGCUGCAGCCUCACCAGUUCCAUUUUCGACUAUCAAUUUGAGAACGGCAGAACUUACCAUCGGUAUAAGGCCGGCAAGUACCACUUUCCCAAUGAUGAAAGAGAGAAUGAAAGACUGGACCUACAACACCAUCUGGCGCUCCUGACACUUGGUGGAAGGCUUGGUCUGGCGCCACCAUGUGAGCCAGAUUACAAAGUCAAGCGCACGCUUGAUGUGGGAACUGGCACCGGCAUAUGGGCCAUCCAGUUCGCUGACGACCACCCUGAAGCCGAGGUCUACGGUGUUGAUCUCUCCCCAACGCAACCCGACUUAUGGUGCUUAAGAGUGGCUCCAAAUAUUAAGUUUGAAGUUGACGACAUCGAAGAGGAGUGGACAUAUUCCAAGCCAUUUGACUACAUCCAUAGUCGUCAUAUGACAUCGAGCCUUGCCAACUGGAAGGAAUACAUAACCAAUUGUUACAAUAACCUUACUCCUGGCGGCUAUCUUGAGUUACAGGAAGCUGAAAUGGCUUUCCUAUCUGAUGACCAGUCAUUGCCUGCAGAUGCCCCUCUUGUGCGCUUCGCCGAGAUGCUCAAAGGUGCAGGCGCAAAGUUUGGGCGUAAUUUUGUCGUGGCCUCUGAGCUGAAAGCUCUCAUGCUCGAGGCUGGCUUCCAGGAUGUCACCUUAAGUCAAUAUAAGUGGCCUGUGAACACAUGGCCCAAGGACCAUAGCUUCAAAGAGCUCGGAGCGUGGAAUUUUGAGAAUUGCAUGAUGGCUGCCCACGGAUUGGCCAUGGCACCUCUGACACGCGCCUAUAACUGGACGCGAGACGAAGUCGAGCUGUUUCUGAUCAACGUACGUGACGACAUCAAGAACAGGGCGUAUCAUACAUAUGUUCCCAUGUACUUCCUUGUUGGACGGAAACCGGAAACCCAGUAA